GUGCGAAUUAAGAGUCAUGGUAUUUCAGCAUCGGAUCUCUCAACCGUGAAAAAUGGUCUAUCGAUUUAGGUUAUCAACCCUUUACAUGUGCAAGAACUCGAUAUUUUAAAUCAUUGCUCUUUAUUCGCUGUAUUGUGACAAUGACAGAUACACAAUCCCCAACUACCGAAUCACAAACGACGAUCGACGACGCUCGAGCUCGUUCAAGAAGGUCGUUCAUCGCAGUGUUAAAAGCUAACCGCGAUGUCUUCUCCAAUUUACCGGAAAAGAUUGAGCAGUGGUUUGAGAAGGAAACAAGGGCUACAAAUCAGCCCGAAGCGACCGAACACGGGUACGUUAGACAACAUUGACGAAUGAAUCGAACAUUAGAAUAUACCGUGCAGAUAUCUUGCCUUAAAUUUUCACAUAUCUCCAAGUUUAAUGUCACAUAUUUAAAUCUAAUACAUAGUUAAGUGUCUGGUGUUAACGAGACAACUUCAUCAGCAGAUUUUUUCUCGUUAAGCAGAAGAGAUGAGUCAGACGGAUUAGCACGAUCAGACACGAAAAAGCAACUGGAAUGUUUUCAAGCAGAAAUAAACGCGAAUACUCAAAGGUAAGUCGGGCUUUUCACUUGUACACUGUUAUGUGCGAGCUUCCAUAUGACGGGGGUAGGGUCAGUCAUAAGUGUUUAGGGAGAAACUAAAGAUACUCAAGAGCCACUGACCAUGAGCAAAUAUCUAGAAUUUUCCUAAAGGACCCUUUUAAUGAACCUUUUUCAAAAUUAUAUCGAAAAGUUCAAUUGAGCUUUGCAUGCUGAAAAAUCGAGAAGAAUAUACAUCACAACGCAAUACAUUCCCUAAAGAUCAUUUCAAUAAUUUACUAGAUCUGACGUACCGACAUAACGUAAUCCGGGCAAGAGUCGUUUGCGGUUAAUUAAGUGAUAAUUCAAUGAAUCACACAAAACUUGACGCGCAUUCGUAUUCAUAGCAAACCUCACAUGUACCUAUCGGUGGAAUCUUGAUAUUUAUAGUCAGUGCUUUGUCAGUGCUCUUCAAACGUGAUUCGGUCUGGCAUCAACGAUUUAAUCGAUCUGCUGUCUCCGGAAAAAAAAAUACAUUUUGGGGUUAACCAUCUGUUAAGGACGAUUUCACGGGCGAAUUCGAUACGAUAAACGGUAGGCAAACGUUAACCUUUUAUCUGAUGUAUUUGCGACAUCGUAACGAUAAUUCGAGAUUAGAGAUUCAGCCGUGUUGGUAAUUAAUUCAAAAAGGUCGAUCGCGAUCCUGUAACGCAACAAUAGCUUCACGAAAAUAUCAUGCGUAAUUGUCACGAUAAAGUUCCGAGCUGAACAUUACUAUGGACAUUAGUAGGGUUUGUAAUUGGUGUAAUUGACUAAUUCGAUUAACGCUCCUCCCCAAUUCUUGGGAGAGUGUGGUUUUAGUCCAGAGGAUCCUUUCAAAUUGGAAUUCACAAAGGGAAGCCGCGAUGGACCUAGCAGAAACAAUUAAGGACUAGAAAAGACAAAGUUUUGAAACUAGUAGUUACUUGGUUUUUCCCGUCCACAUUUUUUCCUCAAUAAGAUAAGCUAACUGUUUUUUCACAGGUUGUGAACCGAGAUCACGUUACAAUAAAUGAAUGGCAUUAUGAACAUCAUCCCUGACGUAAUAAAAACCAAAAUUACGUUAUGUCGCGAUCAUUUACUUGUAGUAAGUAUUCUUCGGUCACCCUGCGAUGAACUAAGGAGUAGCUACUGAUAGAUUCAGUCGACGGAAAAAGCGAUAAGUUCCGGUAGUGUGGGCCUCUUGGCUCGAGUUUUAACCUUACAUAUUGCCAUUGAUGUAGAUGAUAGUAAUAAUAAUGGGCGAAUACUAUAUUAUUAUCAUCAUCAUUAUCAUUGCCAUGAUAAUAACGUUCAAUAUGUUAAUUUAUCUUAUUUUUAAUCAUCAAAUAUCAAUUUUGAAUAAGUGGUAGCGUUCUUUACAGUUUAGCAACCCUGGACCAAACUGUAAGAGAGAUGACUGCAGCACUUGAGGCCAUGAAAAGCGUACACAGCUCAAUGGUGUUCAGCAGAGACAGGUUUACUCGAUUUCGCAUUUCGUAUAUUUUUAUAGUGAUUCUUAGAAAACUGUUAGGACUGCAAAUCACAUUGCAGGUUUUCUAGCAUGUAUAUCCUUCCGUAUACAAAUAUAUAUGUAUAAAUAUAUAAUUUUGCUCAAUAGUCAGGAAGCAGAUACCGAAAGAAAGUAGUAUCGUUCAACCAUCGCCACAGAAAAUUCUGACACUUGAUUCUGGUAGAGAAAGAUCUCCUGAUCAACGUGUGGCAGUUCGUAGAGUUGAAUUGAACAGGAAACGAAGCUGAGAUCUAAAUUGACCGUUUUGCUCCCAAUGGACGAGCAAAUGCGACUAAAAAAUGAUGGAAAUUUCACAGCAAAGUAAAUAGAUAUGUGAAAUAUGUGACAAGAUGAUGAUGAGAAACGUCACGUGAUUGCCAACGUCAGCAUUUUUGUCUUAUUCUAGUAGAAGUAUCAAGAAGGUAGCUAACUUAUUACCAUUACCUCAGUAAAUUGAUCUUAUUUGCAUCUGGAAUUUCAAUGUCUUUUUAAGCUUGUUAGAUCAGAAUUGAAAACGAGGCGAUACAAAAUAAAGAGAGAUGUAUCUUUGGCAAAAUGUUGAUAAGACACAAACAUAAAAAUAGAUUGAAAACGAGAGGAAUUACGAUCUGCAUUAAAAACGGCAUUGUUAAAUAUGAAAGGUAUGUUUCGAUACUACUGACGAUACCAUCCUAAAUGGCAAAAGGGUGUCAAUGAGACAGGAUAGUUUUGUUAACGGUUUAUCAGAUUGUUACGUUAGUAUCUUGUGUAUUUUUAGGAUUCUCUUUCAUUCGAUUAUUACGUUAGUAUAUCGCUCACUUUUAGGAUUCUCUUAUGUUAGAUUGUUAAGUUAGUAUCUCGCGCACUUUUAGGAUUCUUUUUCAUUAGAUUGUUACGUUAGUAUAUCGCACACUUUUAGGAUUCUUUUUCAUUAGAUUGUUACGUUAGUAUCUCAUACACUUUUAGGAUUCUCUCUCAUUCGAUUGUUACGUUAGUAUCUCGCGCACAUUUAUGAUUCUCUCAUUAAAUUGUUACUUUAGAUUAUCAUAUAAACUACGGUGUUAUAUAAGGAUUUCCAGCUCAGCGAAAAAGAAUUACCAUAUUUUUCACGUGAGAUUGAUAUCGCAAAUCAGCUGCCGACACGUCACUCGUCUUAGGCGCCACCCGGUCAGGUUGAUGAAAGAAGGGCAAAGCCUUCACCAUUCCGCUCAAUCCUUGAUUUUUUGUUGGAAUUUUCUCGGAUUAUGGCUGCUAAAACAGUGAAAUAUCCGUAUUGCUUAUAGAAAAUGACAUUAAACUUUUCUAGAAGGGGAAGGAAACCAAAAUACGAAGAGAAAAUCCGAAAGUUACGUAUUCAGUGGCUUUGCUGAUGGCAUUUCGCGCGGCUGAGGACGAAAAUCAACAACUAAAAGAUUUGCCACAAGCCGAUUUUGGCGGUGUACCUGAAAGAUUUCUUCUGUCAGUAAGAACCAAUUCAAUAACUGAGAAUUUUGUUGCAUGGUUACUUGUAGAUAUGAAACUUUGUUAUGUGGGUAUCUCGCGCGCUUUUACGAUUCUCUUUGAUUUGACUGUUACCUUAGAGUCUCGCGCACUGCAAGAAACUCCUUCAUUCGUGAGUUACUUAAGUAUCUCGAGUACUUCUAAGAUUCUCUUUCACUGGAUUGUUACGUUUGCAUCUCGCACACUUCUAGGAUUCUCAUCCAUUCAAUUGGAACGUUAGUCUUUUGCUUACUUUCACUAUUUCAAACAUAGAUCGAAGAUAAAAAUGUCGUGGAUUUUGAGGGAAUCAUUAAUAAUCUGGCUAAAACUGCCAGUGGUGAUUUUUGUUAUAAAAGGUAUCGAAAGCUCUCAGGACACUCGACGCGAUCUAAGCGUGAUCUCAGUUGUGAUCUUGUCGAUGGACAGAAACAAUGCGUAGUGGUGUGUACAAAGACAAGUCAUCAAUAUAGUCAGCCAUCUUUUAAUAUUAUAGUAUUAAAUGAAAUCUCAAGCGAAAAUCGGUGAAAAUGAGGAUAAACUGAGCAUUUUUGGUAUUCUGAAGACCAGUUAACCAUCCUAAAGAUUCUUCCAGAUCUUAAGCUGUUGUUAGCAAGCGACUGAAGUAUACAAAUUCUUUAAACCGUUUGACGGUUAAUAUUGAUUUGCAUUUUGGACAGUUGACCGUAAAAAUCUAUCCUCUUUGACUACUGACGGUUAAACUCCAUCGAAAUCCUCUUGCGAAUGUUCAUGUUACAGUUUGAAUUUUAUUUAGCGAACGCGUUAUCGCUGCUAUCGAAUCACGACUUAAGAUUACUCCAUACAGAAUCGUGAACUAAUUUAAAAAAAUGUUAAGCAAUAAGAGGAGUGCAAAGGUGGUAUUUUAAAGUAAUCCAUAUAAAACCAAAAUAAUAUUAACUAUAGUAGACUGAUAAUGGUAAAUAUACAUACGAAGAGGUAGUAAAAUGACUUCGAGUGAAAUUAGGUGUAAACAAGUACGAGUAAAUUUUUCAAAGACAACAAAAUUGCACGAGCUCGUGGGGUGAGUCCAAAUUGCUGUCUUGAAAAAUUUACAAACGCUCAGUUGCAUCAAACUGCACCCAAAAUUGUGUUAUUACUUAUUAAUAAUUAACAUGAAAAAAUCAAUACAGAAAAUCAAGGCCGACGAAAUUUUUUGCCUUCGUGUUAUAACUUUACACUCGUGUUACAUGAAGAAUGCACUCGUUUUCAGCUUAUCAGAAGCGCGUAAUUUUUUAUGUGUAUCAUUAUUUUACUCAGUAUGUAAUAAAACAGGAUAUAGUAUUGCAAAAAAGAUGAUUUUGACUCAUUUAUUCCUGCAACCGUUAGUAUACUUUCCAGUGCAAUUCCCGUGGUGUUGGGAGGUGGAUAGCAAAAGAAAUCCUUCAAUGAUACACUCAAAAAUACCACUUCUGCCCGCCUGUGCUUCUGUUAUAUUUUAUUCAAAUUGUUCAGGACUCUGUUAGUCUUACGUCGUGAUUCGUUAGUUAAGUUAAAUUCAAACCGUAACGCGAGCAUUUGGAACUGAAGUGGGAUGAACUGAAAGCAGUCACGUGACAUACCUUAUCAUCAUCUUGUCAUAUGUUUCACAUCUACUUACUUGACUGUGAAGUCUCCUUUAAUUAUUAGUCACACUCGCUUAUCCAUCAGGAGCUAAAAGGUCAAUUUAAAUCUCGGCCUCGUUUUCGUGUUGAAAUCUAGAGCGCGUGACAAAAAAGCCCUCUAUUUUGAAAAGCAUACCACAAUUCAACUCUACAAACUGCCACACGUUGAUCAGGAGGUAUUAGUGACAUUUAGCACCAGGGUUUUCGGCGGAAACCUCGAACGGCAAACCGGUGGAGGUCACGUGAUCAGGCCCUGUGGUCACGUGAUCAGGCCCUGUGGUCACGUUCGGAGUUCUCAACGCGCGAAUGUUAUGUAAACCAGUCUUUUUAGAGCAAGUUUAGAUAUAUUUUUUAGCGAAUGAAUGAAAAUAGGACUUCUUGUUGCCAUUUGAAAAUCAAACACUGCUGUUGUCUGAAAAUUCAAUUUCAUGUUUUUUUCGAAGUUUUGUAGCUUAAGUGGUAGAAGCCAUAAACGUCACACACCAAACGCCUAACCUGGAACUGCCGUUUCAGGUUUGCCGUUAAUGCAAAAAACCUGGUGCUAAAUGUCUCUAUUAUACCACCAGAAGUAAGUGUCAGACCUUUUCUUUGGCGAUGGUUAAACGACUGAAACUUUUUUAUUUCCCUAUCUGCUCCCUCACGCUACACUUUGUUAUUAGGUACGUGGAGAGAGAAUUGAAGGAAAAAGAGGAUACAAUAGAAGCAAACAAAGAACAGUUAAAACUGGUGGAAGAGGAGUGAGAACACCUAAAUUAAUAUCCUAAUGAGUAAAAUAGCUACGUUUAAGACCUAUAAAAUCGCCCUCUAAAUUGCUAUGGUUAGUGUUCCUCGAAACCAGCACUCCUUAGACUCAUUUAACUGCCACUUACUUGUGGUGCUCCAUAAAUAGACGAAAAAAGUUUGUUGUACUCUUCGUCUCCACUGAGAUAAGAAGUUCUGAGCUUCAAAAGAAGAGCAAAGAUAUGCUAAAGGUACAAGAGCGCAAUUAAAGGUACAUCAAAGUGGUUUAAAGAACGGGCAAAAUCUUGAAAGAAUGCAAUUUGUAAAGAUUUUCAAUCUGAGUGUUGAUAUGCCUAUGAUAUUACUAAGUCGUCACUGAAUAAUUCACGUAAAUCAAAUAUCUUUCGACAUUUUCAAUGCAUUGGUAUAUUUCCCAAGCGAAAGUGCCACUCUUGCAACCUCAAAGAAAUUCAGAAUUCUUGACUUGAAAUGAAAAUCUCCAAUCUGAUUUAGAGACAUUUUUCUUUAAAAUAUGAUUUAACGUGAAAUUUUAUCAAAACAAAUCCAUAACAGCAAAAUGGCAAAGGGCAACACAACUGUUGCCAACAGAUUUCCUGGCUUUAAAUUAAAAUUUCAGUUAUUAAUACAGUUAUAUUUUCCAUAGAUUAUAAAUGUAUUUAAGUUACCCCCAAAUUGCAUCUCACAAAUAAAUUUGACGCGGCAAAAAUUGUUAAGUUGAGGUGCUUUAGCUGAUACUAAUGUCAGAAUGCCGAAUAAUUGCUUUCCAGAAAUAAAUGUUGGCAAAAACAAUUUUGAUGCUUUAGGAUUUACUUAACAAAACACAAUGUGAAGAGUGCUAUUCAGUUGGUUUUAAUCAUAAUUGUACGGUACAUGAAGAAGCUCUUUCUUUUCUUAGGAAUCUGAAACUCAAAGAAGAAUUGAAGCAAAAGGAUAAAGAGGCAAAGGACAAAAUUACAAAGCAAGAGGAAAAGUAAAUUCUCAAAUUAUAUGAUUUAAAAUUUAUUAACAUUUUACUGUAUUUUCAUACCAUCUCACUAGUAUAGGUUGAAUUUGAGACUGCACGGGAGCAGCGAGUCUAAUCUUAACGGCCAAAAGAGUAUGAUCGUGACCGUGUUGGUUUCCCGCUGAAGACUAGAAGAGAAGCAUGAAGAUACGACGCAAAAAAACAAUGGAUCGAGCAUUUUACAGAACCUUUCUUGUCACGUUUCCCUCUGUAACUUAGAUGGAAGCGUCAAAAACUUAAAACUGUUGUGUGGUGUGUGGAAGGAAGUGAUGUCCAAGUCAGCUAACGACUUCGAGUCUUGUUUUAUGAUUGUUUGUACGAUCGAUGAAGAUGAUGUUUUUUAUGAAGGAUGCAGGAGGCUUGUUGAAGAGCAUAGACAUAUUGGAUAAUACGUUAAUCGUGUUAUUGCUCUUUUAAGUUACCGUUUGAUCGUUUGAAGUUCUCACUUUCCUGUAAGCGUUUUGUAGAGCUUCAACUGCUGGUGCAGUGAACUUUCAAUUUAAGCGAGAGACGAGAGACGAAUGAUGAAAGUUUUCAGAAAACAAUUUUGACGCUUUAGGAUUUACUUUACCAGACACAAUGUGAAGAGUGCUAUUUAGUUGGUUUUAAUUAUAAUUGUACGGUGCAUGAAGAAGCUCUUUCUUUUCUUAGGAAUCUGAAACUCAAAGAAGAAUUGAAGCAAAAGGAAAAAGAGGCAAAGGACAAAAUUACAAAGCAAGAGGAAAGGUAAAUUCCCAAAUUAUAUAAUUUAAAAUUUGUUCACAUUUCACUGUAUUUUCAUACCAUCUCACUAGUAUAAGUUGAAUUUGAGAGAGCACGGGAGCAGCGAGUCUAAUCUUAACGGCCAAAAGAGUAUGAACGUGACUAAAUCCUUCAUAUUGGCCCUCCACCAAACAUUAUCUCUUUGAAUUUAUUUAGCACUUUUUGUCACGUUCCAGACUUAACGUACUUUCCGAAAUCAGACAUAUCUAUGUACAUCUGUUUGUUGCUAAUAACCUUAUUAGUCAAUAGACUUGCAGUUGCUAUAUAUCUGGUAGAACUUGUUGAUCCUCGGAAACUUAACGUGGCUUUAAAAUGAUUAUGUCACAUGCAGUUUUGUAGCGCAUUAGAUAGCAGCACCCAACUUAUACCCGGGAGUUACGGGUUCGAAUCCUGUCGUAACUUAAAUUUCUUCAGGCUUCUUUUCUUCAAUUUCAAUAAUUGUAGCACAUCUGCGAGGAAUUUUUGUUUUCUUGAGUAUAAGUCCAACAUGAUUGGGUGUUAAAAACCAACCAGUCAGUAGAGAGGCAUUUUAUAAUUUUUUUGUUUGAUGCGAGUAACCGCUGGUAUGUGCCUGUGUUGGUUUCCCGCUGAAGAUUAGAAGAGAACCAGGAAGAUACGUCGCAAAACAACAAUGGAUCGAGUAUUUGACAGAACCUCUCUUGUCAUGUUUCCCUCUUUAACUUAGAUGAAAGCGUCAAAGUCUUAAAAUUGUUGUGUGGUGUGCGGAAGGAAGUGAUGUCCAAGUCAGCUAACGACUUCGAGUCUUGUUUUAUGAUUGUUUGUACGAUGGAUGAAGAUAAUGUUUUUUAUGAAGGAUGCAGGAGGCUUGUUGAAGAGCAUGGACAUAUUGGAUAAUACGUUAAUCGUGUUAUUGCUCUUUUAAGUUACCGUUUGAUCGUUUGAAGUUCUCACUUUCCUGUAAGCGUUUUGUAGAGCUUCAACUGCUGGUGCAAUGUACUUUCAAUUUGAGCGGAAGACGAAGGACGAAUGAUGAAAGUUUUCAGAAAAGUUUUUUUUGGCAUGAAUCACAACCAGCGGGGCCGAUUACCAAAAUAAAGGUCAAUGUCGAGUAAAGAAAAGUAAGAUAACGUUUCUUCUACAGAUAUGGUCGUCAAAUCAAAGGAGAGCUUGUUAGAAAUGGAGGAAUAAUUAUAGAUUUAUCAGAGUAAAGAAACCUUUUUUGAAUCAUUAGUCUCGGAAAUAUCAUCGGUUAUGGUCAAUGAUGCGACAAAUGUCAUCAAAAUUUGAUGACUUAAUUUUGGUCAAACUAGCCCUGAGUCUCAACAGAUGAUCGAGUAUUGCACCAUGAGUGGAGAGGUGUGUACAAAGACAAGAGAGACCAGCCUGUUGCCCUAUGAGCUCAAAAGUGAGACCAGUAAUAAUUAAUUCAGUUAAGGCAAGUUGCGUGGAGAGAGCGAAAGACUGAUAAUUUAAACUGGUAGUGAGCUUCUGGUACUAAUGAGAAACUUUUGAAUACCAGCUUGCCAUGGUAAAUGUCACAGCUAUCCGUUCUAUCAAUAAUACCAACUCUAUGUAUUGGGUUCACGUCAAAUCUAUACACAGCAGAGAACAUAAAAGUCAAUUGCUAUCAUCAAUCUCAAUUAGUGAAGAAAUAAGAAUUGAAGGAUCAAGACAUUUCUUGCAAAGUGAAAUGCAAGUCAAACUGGUUUGAAUACAUUUGAACCUGAAUUUCGUUUUAAAAUACGACAGAAAUAGUAUAGUCAAAAAUUCCAAAGAAUCAAAGAGUUGAAGCCCCUUGAGUUAUUAUCAAUUUGUUAUUCCUAGUCUCAUAUUUUCUUAGAAACAGAGAAAGUUUGAUUAUGUUAAUCUGCGAGCUUCAUUAUGCACUUCGACUCAAAAGUCAUUUCGCAAGACAGAAGCAUUCUUCUGAAACAAACAAGACAGAAUGAAAGUGACGCCAUUUGUUUCGAGUAACACAUGAACAUAAAGAAAACGAUACAAGUUUAAACUCAUGAGACAAAGCCCGCGUAUUUUUUUUGAGGUGAAUAAACUGGUAAGACCGAAAGCUAAGUAAACAAUGAACUGACAGUAGUGAGGGAUUGGGGGCCAUUUGAUGAACAAGUUUUACCGAAAUUAUUCCUCUAGUUAGCACUUCAAGCCCAAAUAGGCAAUUAGAAAAACUCCCACCAGAACACAACAAAAAAAUAAUAUAAAACCGGAGAUGAUGGGGGCAUGACUAUAACCGUCAUUAAGACGCAUGCCUACAUACCAUGUACAACAGACCCGGAGAGCUAAAAAGAUCAAAGACGGUUGUGAGCCAUUACUUGGAAAAUCAACCUAAACCUCCCAAAAAAGAAUUCGCCAAAGAUUGUAGUAAGAGCAACUCAAUCCUGAAGCGUUGUGUCCUAUGUGACUACAAAGAGAAAGAAAAGAAGCUUGGGGGACACCUCGAACUUAACGCAAUUUUAUUUCAAAGUUGAAGUAAGAUAAGAUCAAAUUCAAAAUUAUCUUCUUUCAUGGUAACAAAUUUCUCACGAUCGUCUCCAAAAUAAUGUCGUGAUUCAUAGAAGUAAGACAUCAACAUCUUAAGACUUACUGUAAAGGUUUGUUGUCUCAUGCGCACAUCUUGAUCUUCAGGAAACCAAAUCUCAAACUUCAAGUUUUCGGCCUUUUUUUUUGCGUUUUGUUCACACUUUGUCCACAAAAGUAUCCUCUUCCGAAGAGUCAGCAAACGCCACGAGUAUCCACAGAGUUACAAAUGGUUAAACUUGGUAUAUUCUUUCAGACCUCUUCAAAAAUUAUAUGGUGAACAAUGGUGGGUACAAAACCACACGAGAUCAGAGUGAGUUGUUCUGGUUUUGAAUCUCUUUUCACAGAAUUGACACUCUUCUUAAGGAAAAGGAGGAGGAAAUCGCGAAAUAUACUCAAAUGUAAGUUAAUAGACAAAAUGUAACUCAACUUGUUUGAAGAUGCCGUGCUCACCCCAUGAAUGUUAAUACAAGAGAGAUACUCUGUUCAAUGUCCACGCAAAAUCACUGUGCACUUUAGACAAACAUUGAUUUAUGGCUGGAACUCUUGCCCCUGCAGCAAUCGUUCUAAUGUGUUUCUCUGAGGUCACAUGACCGCCGUUCCACGUGAGCAAAGCGUAAUUGAAGGUGGCGUGACAUUCUUACUUUGUAGCAUUUUUAGGCUUUUGUACACGUUUUUGUUUCCCCAAUAAAAAACAUUCAGAUGCUCAGAUUUGACCAAUCAUUGUGAACCUUUCGUUUCUAUUAACCUUCUCUGGGUGUUAAUUCGCGAAGAAAGGUAUGAGCGUUGUGUGUUAGCCAAACAGUUUCAUAAAAAUCGCUCUCACGCUUGUUUCAGGACCUUUAAGAAUAACUUACUAAAAUGCAAUGGCCUAUAAAUACAGGUGUAUACUCCCCGGAUAGGUGUGACAAUUCAAUAAAUUCCGUCGGAAAUUUAGGCAAGUUUUACAACAACCAUUCGCAGAGUGCUGCUCACUGAUUUAGUUUUGUUAUCAUUUCUUUAAAUGGUGUCACAUACGACCCAUUUUUAAUCGUGAAUUGUAUGCUAUAUGAAUAAGCUCUUUCUUUUCUUAGGAAUCUGAAACUCAAAGAAGAAUUGAAGAAGAAGGAAGAAAUGGCAAAAGACAAAAUUAAAGAGCGAGAGGAGAGGUAAAUUCUGAAAUCAUGUGGUUUAAUUUUUUUUACAUUUCUCACUGCUAUAAAUUGAAUUUGAGACAGAACAGGAGCAACGAGUCUAAUCUUAACAACCAAAAGAGUAUGAACGUAAUAGACUAAAAUCCUCCAUAUUGGCCACCAAACAUCAUCUCUCUGAAUUUAUUUAACACUUUUAGUCACGUUCCAGACUUAACGUACUUUCCGAAAUCAGACAUAUUUAUGUACGUCUGUUUGGUGCUAAUAACCUUAUUAGUCGAUAGACUUGCAGUUACUAUAUAUCUUGUCGAACUUGUUGAUUUUCAGAAACAUAAUGUGGCCUUAAAAUAAUUGUGAUUAUGGGUAAAUAUUAUGUCGAUCUGUGAUCUCUUAUCUGACUUUGAUUUUCAUCAUAUUCCUCCACGGGAACAAAGAACAGUUCAAAAUUUUCGGUCUUUUUUUUCGCGUUUUGUUCGCACUUUGUCCACAAAAGUAUCCUCAUCCGAAGAGCCAUCAAACGCCAUGAGUAUCUACAGAGUUAUAAAUGGUUAAACUUGAUAUAUUCUUUCAGCCCUCUUCAAAAAUUAUAAGACAAAGUGACGAUCGUUCAGUUGAAAUACCGCGGAAGCACGCUGAAAACGCCAGAAUCGAGAGACUCGGAGGUGAACAGGAGAAGAGUGAAAGGCGGAUUAUAGAAAUAAAGAGAGAAGAAAAGGGAAAGUGAAAGUAAAAGCUAAACCUUGUUGGCGGGAUUUUGAGCAUUUUAUAAGCUAAGGGUGACUCUGAAGCCCUUUCCAAAAGAGACGAGCUAAUAAUUUAGCACUAAAUACUUACAGUACAUGGGAGGAUUUUCCGUGAUGAAGGAAUAGUUUAAGAGUCAUUGAUAAUUUUUCGGUAAAAUAAUUUACCUACAAAGGAUAAUGGUAAUUCUUAGGCAGCAGAUAAGUACUGUAUAGAUGAAGUUGAUUAAUCUUUUUAUGUCUUCUUUGGUUAACCUGUUAUCAGUGGGUGAUUUUUUUUUCCUAAAAUGAGAUCUUUAAUUCUUUGUUGCUAGAACUGAAGGCCUGACAAAUGAACAUCAGAAGGAGGUCGAUAAAUUGUUACGCGAAAUACAGACAAUGAAAGAAAAGUAAGUCUAUAUCAACCGCCUGAUUCAAUCAGUAGAAUCGGUUUGGAAUAAACAAAAAUUGAGUCUUGUAUUCCAGUUCUAGCUUCCUAUGUUAAGAUCGAUUUUACUUAACCGCUAUCUCUAGAGUUGGACAGGGUUCUUGAUGACAAUUCUCUUCGACGAAGCUGUAGUCGUCCACCGCAAAAACUUGACACAUUUAAGGUCAAUUUGUGUUGAGUCUAUUUAAAGCGGAUCUUACAUCAGAUUUCACGCCUAAAAACAGGAUUUCAAUCAUUUCUUGACUGAUCUUAAAGUUUGUUGAAGGGAAGUGGCUAUAUCCAGAAAAUGUAUGAGGACUACAACAAGAAUCUUGCAGGUCAUAAAUCCAGGCUUGAAUGUCAAAUUAGAUGUUAAACAAUUAUUCCUAGCAUUUUUCUUGCCACUGGUAAAAGCAAAGCAAAGUGAAUACUGUUGAAUAUUGAUCACUUUAAAAUAUCUAUUGCUCCAUGGGCAAAUAAUCGGAGUCAUCUAUUUUAUUCAAGAGUCUGUGUUCAGCUAAAACAUCGAAAGAUGAGUUUCGAUUGUUUCCGGGUGUAAAUAUGUAAUUGGGUUGAAGAGAAAUCUCGUCAGUGUGCAUUUUGUACGCUUAGAAUUAAUUCUGGCAGAACAGAAAGGUUAAAUUUUGGUAGGCAACUAAAUCGAGAAAGGGUGAGUACAUUUUAGCUUCUGCUCAUCUGAGAGGGUUUCCAUAUCUAUCGAUAAAACUUACAAAAACACACGAGAUCAGAGUGAGUUGUUUUGCUUUUGAAUCUCUUCUCUCAGAAAUGACACUCUUCUUAAGGAAAAGGAGGAGAAAAUCACGAAAUAUACUCAUAUAUAAGUUAAUAGACAAAAUUUAACUCACCUAGUUUUAUAGAUUCCAUGCUCACCCCACGAAUCUUAAUACAAGAAAGAGACUGUCCAAUGUCCAUGCAAAAUGACAGUGCACUUAAAACAAACAUUGAUUUGUUGCUGGAAUUCUUGCCCCUGCCUACUGUGUAUCUCUGGGGUCACAUGACUGCCGUUUCACGUGAGCAGAGCGUAAUUGAAGGUGUCAUGACAUUCUUUGUAGCAUUUCUAGGCUUUUGUAAAGGCUUUUGUUUCCCCAUAAAAGAUAUUCAGGUCCUCAGCUUUGGCUAAUCAUCGACUAGAAAGGCAUGAGCACUUCAUAACAAUUGCUCUCACGCUUGUUUAAGGACCUUUAAGAACAACUUACUAAAAUGCAAUGGCUUAUAAAUACAGGUGUUUAGUGUUUACUUGUAGAACUCCCUGGAAAAGUCUAUGAGAAUUUGACAAAUCGCGUCGGAAAUUAAGUCAAGUUUUACAACAACUGUUUGCAGAGUGCUGCUCACUGGUUUAGUUUUAUUACUAUUUUUCAAAUGGUGCCACAUAAGACCCAUUUUUAUGAGUCAAUGUGAAGAGUGCGGUUUCAAUUGGUUUUUUAAUCAUAAGCUCUUUCUUUUCAUAGGAAUCUGAAACUCAAAGAAGAAUCGAAGAAGAAGGAAGAAGAGGCAAAGGAGAAAAUUAAAGAGCGAGAGGGAAGGUAAAUUCUUAAAUUAUAUGAUUUAAACUUUUUUCACAUUUCACUGUAUUUUCCUUAAGUCUCACUGCUAUGAAUUGAAUUUGACAGGACAGGGGCAACGAGUCAUAAUCUAAACGGCCAAAAGAGUAUGAAUGUAGUGGACUAAAAUCCUCCAUAUUGGCCCUCCACUAAAAAUCAUCUCUCCUAAUUUAUUUAACACUUUUAGUCACUUUCUAGACUUAACGUACUUUCCGAUUGCAAUUACUAUAUAUCUAGUAGAACUUGUUGACCUUCGGAGACUUAAUGUGGCCUUAAAAUUAAUAUGGUGAUCUGUGAUCUUUGAUCUCUUGUCUGACUUUGAUUUGAUCAGAUUCCUUCACGGGAACAAAGAACAGUUCAAACAUUUGCAAUACUCUCACAUACAGUUUUCUUGUUAGCAGCACCCAACUAGGCUUCUUUUUCUCCGAUUUCAAUGAUUGUAGCUCACCUGCGAGGAUUUUUUUAUUUACUUGAAUAUAAGUCCCACAUGAUUGGGUGUUAAAAACCAACCUGUCAGUAGAGAGGUAUUUUGUCUGAGCAUGUUUUGUACAUUUUUUUGUUUGACGCGAGUAACCGCUGGUAUGCGCCCGCGUCGGUUUCCCCUAAAGACUAGAAGAGAAGCUUAAGAUACGUCGGAAAACAACAAUAGAUGGAGUAUUUGACAGAACCUUUCUUGUUGUUUUUCCCUCUGUAACUUAGAUUUAAGCGUCAAAGUCUUAAAAUUGUUGUGAGGUGUGCGGAAGGAGGUGAUUUUCAAAAAGCAAAAGAGUAUGCAAACAACUUCGAGUCUUGUUUUAUGAUUGUUUGAGUGAUCGAUGUAAAUGACGUUAUUAAUGAAGAAUUCAAGAGGCUGUUCGAAGAGCAUAGACGCAUUGGAUAGUACUUGUCAUUAUUAUCUCAAGUUAGCGUUGAUCAUUUGAAGUACUCACUUUCCUGUGAGCUUUUUGUGGAGCUUCAACUGUAAGUGCAAUGUACUUUCAAUUCAAGCGAAGGAUAAAAGUUUUCAGAAGUUUAUGUUUAGUUUCAAAAGUCUCUUUUUUUGACAUGAAUCACAACUGGCGGGGCCGAUUACCAAAACAAAAAAGGUCAAUGUCGGGUAAAGAAAAGUAAGAUAACGUUAGUUUUAGAGAUAUGGUCGUUACGUCAGAAGAUAGCCUGUUAGAAAAAGAGGAAUGAUAAUGGAUUUCAUUAGAUUAAAGAAACUCAUUUUCAAUCAUUAGUGAAGGAUAAAUCAUCAGUUACGGUCAGCGAUGCGACAAAUUUCAUCAAAAUUUGAAGACUUAAUUUUUGUCAAACUACCCCAAAGCCUCAAUAGAUGAUCGAGUAUUGCACCAUGGGUGGAGAGGUGUGUACAAAGACAAGAGAGACCAGAUAUGUCACAGCUAUCCGUUCUGUCAAUAGUAUCAAAAAACCUGAAAAGCAGAGAACAUGAGAGUUUAUUCUUAUCAUCAAUCUCAAUUAGUGAAGAAAUAAAAAUUGAAGGAUCGAGACAUUUCUAGCAAGGUGAAAUGCAAGUCAAACUGGUUCCAAUCUGAUAUUCGUUUUUAAUUACGACAGAAAUAGUGUAGUCAAUAUCCCAGAGAAAGUUUGAUUAUAUUAAUCUGCGAGCUUUAUAGUGCACUUCGACUCAGAAGUCAUUUCGCAAGACAGAAGCAUUCUACUGAAAUGAACCAGACUGAGUCAAGCUAAUCCCAUUUGUUUCGAACAACACACGAACAUAAAGAAAACUCAUGAAACAAAGCCUACGCAUUUUUUUUGAGGUGAAUGAACUAGUUAGACCGAAAGCUAAAUAAACAAUAAACUGACAGUGAUGAGGAAUUUGGGGACCGUGUGAUAAAUAAUUUAUACCGAAGUUUUACCUCUAGUUAGCACUUAAUAAUUAUAACAAUAAUAAUAAAAAUAAAAAAUAAAAUACUAAUAAUAAUGAUAAUUUCAUCUUCAGCCAUGGUAGGCCCGUCAGCAAUUGCUGAUAUCAAUGGGUGCCCUGGUAAAUUAUACAAAACAAUACUGAAGUGAAUAAAAUAAAUAAAACUAAAAUAUCAAUCGUAUUUUAAGAUAAUUAUAAGAAAAUCUAAAUAUGUACAUAUGAUGACUAAAAAUCAUUAAAAAAAUUCUCCUAUUUUUGAUUUAAAUAUUAAUAAUGACUUGAUUUUAAUUCCAGUGACAAAUCAUUGAAUGCUUUGGCCCCAGCAUACAAACCAACCCUUUUUUGCCACUUCUGUGCUAACCAAAGAAAUUAUAGUAUCUAUCAUGGGGCAGAAUGGGUGGACAUCAUGAAUUAUUCAUAACCAAAUUUGAAGGCGACCUGGAGCCCUAAAUUGAGAAAGAAUGGACCAAACUUGGCCAAUGAGGCUUCGUAAAACUCACUUUUCUGAUAUUUGAAAGUGUUUGCUUCUAAAUCAACGCUCGGCUUUUUGAAGAUUAAAGAUGUUUCUACAAUUUGCACCUAAAAUUAACGAUUUUUACAAAGUAGAAGUAUCAUCCUUUUGAACUUGAAAAUACACCAAAUUCGGGUAUUUUUAGUAUGGAAGUCAUUUUCCGAUUAUGAAAACCCUUAAUACCCUUGAACAAUCAACGUGCGGCAAAUAAAAGAUUAAUCUUUAAUCUCACAGAAUCCGUUUUAACUUUGAAAAUUGGCCGAUGGGAAUCUUUAUCCAUUUCAGUUUGAAAAAUUGUAGUCGAAAUUGCGUUCAAAAAUGGCGCUUUUUAGGUGAGCGAGCCAUUGUCUUUAGCCUAGCCAUGAAUAACAAUACACCUGUCAAACUAAACAAUGCCCAUUGUUGAAACUCAUUUGCUUGUAAAAUUAUUCACAGCUGCCGCAAAUUUUAAAACUGCUAUGUGUAUCAGCUGUCAAACCUUCAUUUAAGUUAAGUCAUGAUGGCGCGCGUUGACCAGCAAUCUGUAUGUGAUCGGGAGCUCUUUUCAGAGCUCACUGAAUCUCCCCGAUCUCUCGGCAAUUUGAAUGCGACCGGGAACUCUCUUUAGAGCUCACUGAACCCCCGAUCGUCCAACAAUCGGAUGCAGUUAGAUGAGAUAGCUAUUGCGUGGAAUGGGAAUAAAGACCGCUAAAUAAUGUUCGGCUUGGGAACAAGUGUUUAGGCAUCAAAAAAAGUAUGCUGAUGAUCAGUUCCAGUCCAGGGAUAGAAUUAUCAUAAAAAGCUCGAAGGAAACUGUAAUCCUAAAAUAGCGCUCUACUUAGUAGGUUUUUUCCUUUCGUCGAUUCGGAAAAACUUGCGUUAGAGCGAUUCAAAGACUUUAUUUCGUCCUUCAUUUAUGAUAUAAGUAAUUUUUCGAUGCGACAAUCGAAUCCUAAGCGAUAAAUAAUAGAAACACCCGCUGUUUAUCAAACUGUUGUAGGCUUGAUAUGAAGCGAAAUGUAUGUUGUUUAGAUUGUAGCGAGAGAUGAAAGUGUUAUGGCUUUUGAAAAAAUCAAACGUCAAUGACUUUAAAAAUACAACGCAUAGCCAGUUUGAAAUACACGCGCUUUAAGUGUGAUAUCAGAAACAAUAGAUGAAACGAUAAGUUUCGAAGCCUUUGUUUCUUAGCUCCGCCUUGACAAGUUAAUGAGCCUAGGCAGUACUCCCUUCGGAGGAAAGCGUGCGUGAUCUUCGACCAAUGAGAGCCUCUCUGUUCACGCUUCGCCGCUUAUAUUACAGAUCUAUAACAUUUUCGCCACUGCAAGUAAAUGUCGCGAGAACAAUAUAGGCAUUCUGCCCAAUGUGCCAUUUCUUCGGGUAGCCUGAGAAUGACUAGAGAUACUAUAGCAGUUCUUAAAAAUUUCUGAAAACAUACGUUAAUCUAUCUAUCAUGUAUCGUGAAUAUAGGGUUUUCCAACCCAUCUGUUGGUGCUAAAUUAUUCCAUAUAAAAUCACAAUAAUCUAAUUUAGGUGGUAUCAUUGAUUUAAAUAUCCUCUCGGUAGUCUGAAUAGAAAGGCUAUCUCUAAUCCUAGAUAAUAAGCCUUACUGGCUGGAUACUUUGUGAAAUAGCUUUGAAGAAUGUUCUUUAAAAGGCAAAUGUUCGUUCAAGUACACUCCAAGAUAUUUGUAUGAAGAUUUCUGCUCCAGCUCUUUAUCACCAAGUAGAACAUCGUUGUUGCUAGGGUCAGGAUCACUUCAAUUGAGUUUCUUUGCAGUUCCAAAUGUUCUUUGGAUGAACAUACAGCUCAUUGUUAGAUGACCAGCUUGCCAGACGAGAAUUCAAGACAGUAAUUACUUGCGCAGAAUUAGAGCUGCCAUGAAAACUCACUGUGUCGUUCGCAUACAUCAGUACAUCAGCGGUCUGAAACAGCCAUGCAGAUCCCUAAAAUAAAGAGAGAACAAAAUGGGCAAUUAGAAAAAUUUCCACCAGAACUCAGAAAAAAAAAAUAAGCCAAAAUCCGAGAUGAUUGAGGCGAGACUUUAGCCGUUGUUUUAACACAUGCCUACUUACCAUGUACAACAGACUUGGAGAGCUAAAAAAGCCAAAAUGGUUUUGAGUCAUAUCUUGGAAAAUCCACAUAAACAUCCCAAACACGGGUUCACCGAAGGCUGUAGUAAGACAAACGCAAUCCUGAAGCUGGAACAUUUUUUAAAGUCUUGUGUCCUAUGUGACCACAAAGAGAAAAAAGACGAUGUUAUUUGAAAUGAUUUGAAGCUUGGGGGCCAAGUCAAACUUAACGCUGUUUUACUUUGAAGUUCAAGUAAAAUAUGAUCAAAUUCUAAAUUAUGUCCUUUUAUCAUAACAGAUAUCUCACGAUCGUCUCCAAAUUAAACUUCGUGAUUCAUAGAACAUUGGCAGAAAUAUUGGACAAGAUGGCGGCCGCGCUUGCGCAUUUCGUCCAUAAUGGCGUCCAAAUAAUAUAAGAAACUGUAUGGAAAUUUGUAUAAUUUCUAAAAUAUAACAAUCACGAGCUCAUGAUCCCGUCUGCUCUCGAUCGAGACAUAUUCAGUACUGAUUCUGCUAUCCAUCAACCCUCACAGUGUCUUGAUAAAUAAAAACCACUUACUUCCCGAGCCAGUUCUUUUGUCAUUGUUCAUUGAUCUAAGUCGCCAUAUAGUUCUUCAAAAUCCGUCGUUCUCCAUCCCAAACACUCGCCUAUUACAGGAAAGUGCAUCAAUGAAGUCCACUGCUCUCGAUCGAAUUGACUGCUACUGAGUUCGAAGCGUCAAAAUAUCCUGUAAAAUUGUCAUUUCCUCUCAUCAAAAAACUUCCCAACGCGCCAGAAUAUCCCUUAUUUUCCAUGUUGAGUAAGGCACGAGACGCCAUGUUGAAAACUAUGACUGAAAUGGUUAAACACGAGCAACGCUGAUCUGUGAAUCAUCGGCCAUAUUUGUUUAUGUUCUUGCUGGGAAAUAAAUUAGUUCUUAGUUCCUUUUCGGAAUAAAAAUAUGCAAGGGGUUAAAUGCAAAUUUAGUAGUCUUGGUGCCAAACUUUAAUAAAGGCAAAUCAAAAUUCUGACAUCAAGUCAUCGCUCUGCCUCGAAAAAUUCAAAAUAUUUACUUGCAGGUCUUCUUUUCUUUUUCUUUUCAUCAAAUAGAAGAUCUGCGGUGCUCAAAUUGUGUAAGUCAUGGUACGAAACACGCUUCUUUGCAGGUCGAGCCAUGAUCGCCGCCGUAUUGAAUUCUCUUGAUAUUCUAUUGUUCCGGAGUGUAAUACGAUAUACCGCUGAUAAUUGUUAGCGGGCUCGAAAUGUCCUUGAUUUCUGGCGGUGAGUAAGACAUCAACAUCUCAAGACCAACUUUCAAGGUUUUGUUGUCUCAUGUGCACAUGUUGAUCUCCACUAAAUCAAAUCUCAAACUUCUUUCAUCCAUCCUCAAAAAUUAUUAGAAAAAGGUGGCGAUCGCUGAGUUAAAACCCGAGGCCCGCAAAAUGGAAGGUGUAAAACAAAGUAUCACGUAUUGUUCUUUACAACGUUUUAUGCCUCACUUGGCAUAUUUGUAUUUUUUGAGCAUUAUUAGCACAUUUAAAUUAAUCAGUUACAUGUGUAGAUAAAAAGUAAAUUACUUGGAUACGCACAUGCGAAUACAAACAUGUUUGGCAGACCCUUACUAAUGGAAUGAAAUGAUGAACUCCUUGCAAAUGUUGGGGAACAGAAACAGGAACUUGCACAGCAAGUAGAGAAAUAUAACUAUAUACCUUUGUGUGUUUUUUUAACUGAGAGAAAAAAGGAAUAUUGAAUAUAACAAUACUGAUAUUGAUGAUGAAAAUAGAAUAUUUAUUAUAAUAGGCAAUAACAAUAAUCAAAGUGAUGAUAUGAUAAUGAUACCGAAUGAACCAAAAGUUACAGGUUAGGAGUGAAGUCAAUCGCCCGGCAAGUGAAGUACCAGAUUUAAGAUUAUGACAAUGUUGAACUUCGAGUGAGGCCUAAAGCUCCCAUCGAAAGAGACCUCAAAACAUCCAGGCUUCGAUAGAAUCAAUAGUUGUGUCUUUCAGAACAUGUGCAGCUUGCAUAACAAUAUUUCAAGCUGAAAGUAUCAUGAAGGUUAAUGGAAAUUCUUUUACUUUGACUACUUUAAAUAACAUUCCAUCACCGGACAACAGUGGUUGGUGAACAUGAAGAUGUAGCGUAAAUUGCAAUAACAUUUUCUCAAAUUUUCUUUGAAAAUUAAUUUAAAAAAUUUGGUCACACACAAUAUUCAGGGCGCUAUCUACUCAUGAUAGGUGCUCUAAAAGGUUUUUCAGAAAUUGUCUCAUAUUUUUCCUAGGAAAGUGUGACCAAGCUUAACAUGCUCAAAAGGCUUCCUCCGCACCUCAAAACUUUCCCCAAAAAGGCACAAUUAUCCACUAAAACGAAAGCUAGUUCAAACUGAAUUAAAGGGUAAUUUUUUUGUUAAUCAGAGAGUAAACAUUUCCUUGUCUCUUUGUUCGUGGGUUUCCCUGAAUCUUAUUCCUAGAGUAGCUUUUCUUGAAAGAAACUUAUAUGACCUUAAUAUCAAAAGGUUAAUUAGAAGGUACGACAAUCGAUUGACUCAAUUUAACCGGCAACUCUUAUUUUCAACAAGGCUUGCUACUUUGGGAGAGAGAAUAGUCAACAUGAACCAAAGAAGAACUGAAAGCACGUUGAGCCUAAACAGGCAGUCUGAGCUUCAGGCAGAAUACAAGAACGACCUCAGAGAUGGAAGACGCGUUGACGCAGUAGAGUUGAUUGAAAAAAAGCUAAAGAGAGGCCGAUCUCAACACCUGUCCGAAGAAGAACAAUUAAAGGCGUACAGGCUCGCAUGUUAUAUAUUUGAGGUGAUUUGUUUGUUCUGUAAAAUGUCGUGGAGUUAAAAUAUAAUUUUUUUCAUUCAUACUGUACGAUAUCAGAUUCCAUGGCUAAAGAUUUAUAUUGCACAUAGCCUGUGAAGAUAAAUUCGUUGCCCGUCAUCUUGUACGCGAUCAAUGUACGAACAGUAAUAUUGUAUACGUUAUAGUGAAGGUUUAACCUGAGGGAUGAACACUCAACAGAUAUUUUUUUUAUCUACCUAUUUCUUUAUAUUUCUUCAUUACUUUUUCUUCUUCUCCUUGUUUUUCUACUUCUUCUCUAUUUUUUUAAUUUAUAUGAAAUACAUGCUCAUUUUUAUAACGCGCUUACCAACUGAAAUUUUCCAGAUCUACAAGAUCUCUUUGUAUGUCUUCACAAGAUUCAUUUACAAGUUUCUUUACUUUCUUUCAGUUAUCUUACGAAUGUGCAGUGGAGGCGAGAAGUGGCUUUUUAUCCUAUUACUCAUCGCUUUUGGACACUUUAGUUACUGAUGCACCUUGUGUCGGUUUAGGGGAUGGUACAUAUAAGGUUUGUGAUUUUUAGUGCUGUAAUGUUUAUCAUUUUAACUAGCUCUUCUUUAUUUGAGUUGUUUUUGUACAUACUUUUCCAAUCCAUAAUUAUCAAUUUCAUACUACAGUAAUGAGAAGGCGUGCGAAUAAGUUUACUUUUGUUUUGACCUCGUUGGUUUGGCUUGUUUGUUAAUUUGUUUGUUUGUUUGUUUGUGUCGUUGUUCUUUAUUAAAAAAAAAAAAAAAGGACGGCGCAGAAGACGCCUGUGGCAUGGAGUUUAAUUUGUUAUGAUGAACAGGCGAAUCAUAAUUCGUAGGAACGUCGUAAAACAUUUAGAAAGGACUUGAAAAAAAAAAAAAAAAAAAAAAAGUAAGGAUGUCCAAUUGUACAUACAGUUCGAAAAGUCAAACUGACAACUUUGAAACUGAGAGUUGUAUUUGUAAUGACAUGAGAUUAAGUAUAUCUGUUUCUAUUCCUAAGCUCCCCGAUGUCCUAAUUGCGAAAAGAUUGAAAGAUGUUCCACAAGAUUGCAUAAGUGAAGUCAUGGUCCUCGUUAAAGUGGCGGCUCAAAAGGAGAACCUUAAUUUGGAAGGGCUUGUUAAGGCGAGAUAACUUUCAUUGACAAUUUAAGUAUGAAAUAUUGUCUUUGUUUUUAUUUUGUGUGUGUGUGUUUUUGAUCAUUGGUUUUUUGGUUAAGUUUUGGAGCUGGGUUCGAAGUAUUAGACUAUAUUGCUUAUAGAUACAGCAUGUUAUACAUUUCGGUCGCAUCCUCCCAUUCAUGGAGGUUACCAAACCGUUUGCUUUUUUAUCUAUAAUUAUUGAAUAAUGCAACUUAACAAUGACACAUGUAAUACGUAUUAUUUUAAUCCCUAUAGGUUGUAAAGAGAGAAUUGAAGGCAAAAUGGAAGGAACAUAAAAAGAAAGAGGAAAUCCUUCCAAGCUUUGAUAAAAGCCUCAAAAAGGAACUAGAAGGGUACAUUGAGUACUGCACACGAUUUUCGUGGCGGGCUGUUACCCAAAUCCCUCCACUCAAAAUCGAUUACAAUUCUUGGACUUUUAACCCAUUACAUCAUGGUGAAAGCCAAGCUUUUCCGUCGUUAGCUAAGCCAAAUGCGUCUCAACGGUGGGCUAGCACCCAAAAAGAAAAACGGAUUUAUUGUUACUUAUGGCCGACACUUUUAGAAGGGGAAAAGAGAGUUAUUGCCAAAGGGGAUGUCGUUUUGACAGGGCGUAGCUCCGUUGGCUCCUAUGUGUGACAAGCUAUGUCUACCGGCAUAAUUGUGCCUCAGCUUAGAAUGGAAGAAAUGUCUCAGUACAAGUUUAACUGGAGUGACAUUCACUCUUACUAGAAUAAGAAAGAUAGUAAAUU
Messenger RNA from Pocillopora meandrina, 23102 nucleotides. The record is from the annotation of a GenBank genome assembly. Lineage: Eukaryota; Metazoa; Cnidaria; Anthozoa; Scleractinia; Pocilloporidae.